This is a messenger RNA of Osmerus eperlanus (European smelt), 1452 nucleotides long. RefSeq names its product DNA fragmentation factor, beta polypeptide (caspase-activated DNase) (gene dffb). The transcript has 7 exons. The record is from RefSeq and is a predicted model, not a curated record. The coding region runs from base 213 to 1220 and encodes 335 amino acids. Gene Ontology annotation, molecular function: DNA endonuclease activity. Lineage: Eukaryota; Metazoa; Chordata; Actinopteri; Osmeriformes; Osmeridae. Gene Ontology annotation, cellular component: nucleus; cytoplasm. Gene Ontology annotation, biological process: apoptotic process; apoptotic DNA fragmentation.
AAAGACACAGUCGGUGUAGAAACGCUUUAUACCCGGGAAAAGGAUGGAUCUACUAAUAAUACAAAACAAGCCAUUAGCUAUAGUUUCCAUCUCAUAUAAGAACCAUAGCUUGGAAUCUGGGUAACGUUAUGCUUGACGUUUUCACACCAUCCUAAUGUUCACAUUUUCUCCAGUAGGUGUCGUUACUGUUCGCCUUUUAUCUGUUUGUAAGCAUGGAAUUGGAAAGCAUGUGUAGUAAACAAUUGGUGAGAAACAAACUUGUCAAACUCAGAAGUCUCAACGGCACGAAGAAGUAUGGGUUGGCCGCAUCAAAUCUAAAAGUGCUUCUCAAAAAGGGAUGCCAAUUUUUACAGGUGCAUUCGGAAGGCUCGCAUAUUUGCUUGUAUGAAGAUGGAACAGUAUUGACAGAGCACUACUUCCAAACUCUUCCGGACAAUGUCGAACUGGUUCUUCUAGCGAAGGAGGAGACAUGGAACGGAUUUGUAUGUGACAUAGGCCGGUUACUGGACACGGACAUGCACUCAGACCACGUGAUAGAGGAAGCGCGGAAACUUCUCUCUGACGAGCAGUCUCCAAAAAGACGCAAACUAUUGGGGGACCUACUACUUCACUUGAAGGACUGCUCUGAAGCUGAGAGCAGGAAGGAAGAUGGGGAGUGGUUCCACGGUAUUGACGUUCGAUUCAAGACCAAAUCAUCCUACAUGAAGUAUAACUGUGAGAGCCGGAUUAGGGGUUACAUGAAAGAGGUGAACGGCUAUGCCAAAAACAUUGAAAAACCCAAAGUCAGAGCUGAGUACAUAAAAACUGCAGCAUGUCUAGUGAGUAAACUGAAAUCUGACAAGUACCAUGGCUGGUACUUUGACAGGACAGAGAAUGAUUGCCUAUGUACCUCAGAGGGCUGGUUCACUUGCCAGGGUGCAUUUGACAAAGAAGAAUGCAAGUCCCUUCAUUCUAUCAACCCAUAUGGCAAUCGAGAAAGCAGAAUUAUGUUUAGCACAUGGAACCUGGACCACCGGAUUGAGAAGAAGAGAACGGUGAUCCCUGCUUUGGUGGAGGCACUACAGAACCACAAGAGCAGUGACAUCAACCUGGAUUAUUUCUAUAAACUACUGUUCACCACAGACAAUCUAAAACUGGUGCAUAUUGUCUGUCAUAAGAAGGGUACUCAUGACCUGGUAUGUGACAAGAGGAAAAUGUACCAACAGAGAAAAAAACAUUGAUCUUCAUGGAAACAAUACUUUGUAAAUGUUGGACACUGUGCCAAAUUAUGACAUUUGUACUUAUUUUUUUAUUGAAUCACAUGACUUUUUGUCACAAAUAUUUAUAUCAUACAAAUGGGUUAUGCUUUAAGACCAUUUGUCCUCUUGAACAAGAACUGCAGCAGCUUGUCAGUUCUCAUUUUGAACCAAAUGAAAUUUCUGCAAUAAACUAAACUGAUUAAUACCUGCAUAA